AUGGAUUCUCCAAAUCUCCGUCUCUUGCUUCUUCUCGUGUUUGCUUCCGCCAUUAACGCCCAAGAUUUCUCGCCACACGCGAUCUGUGCCACCACCGGCAACUUCACCGCGAACAGCACCUACGAAACCACCCUAGCCACCCUCCUCUCCUCCAUAUCCACCACCAACUCCUUGCCCCUCAAGUACGGCUUCUUCAACGCCUCCUCUGCCGUCUCCGGCGCCUCCCAAACCAUCUUUGUCAUUGGCUCCUGCCGCGGCGACUUUACUGGCGAGAGCUGCCGCGCCUGCCUCGAUGCCUCAGCCUCUGACAUCCGCCGCCUCUGCCCCCUCCAGAAGGAGGCAGUGCUCUACAGCGGGAACUGCACCCUUCGGUACAAAAACGCCUCAAUCUUUGGCGAAGUUGUGGUCGACCCCGACUACUGGUUGUACAACCCGAAUAACGUCUCGAGCCCGGACACGUACAACGCGGCACUGACAACGCUGCUAGGUAGGCUGCAGGGCGAGGCCGCGGGUGGCGGCUCACUGAGGAAGUAUGCGGCAGGGAACACCUCAGCAGGGUUCGACGUGAUCUAUGCAAUGGUGCAGUGCACACCGGACUUGACGGAGCAGCGGUGCAUUGACUGCCUGGUGAAAAUCAUCUCAAGGCUCACGGGCUGCUGUGCCGGGAGGAUAGGAGUGAAUUACAGGGCGCCGAGUUGCCAGUUCCGGUAUGAGACCAGUUAUCGGUUCCUCAACCCCAUCGGCGAGCCACUUCCGCAAUUGCCUCCACCACCGCCUCCACGACCAGAAAUUGCUCUUGCAGGUGGAAAGGGCAAUUCGACGAGGACCGUGAUCAUUGCGGCCGCCACAAGUUUUUCUGCAGGACUUCUUAUCGGCAUUCUCAUACUCUUGAUAGAGAAAAGGAAGAAGCAGCAGCGCGGAGAAAGAGUUGAAGGUGAAGUUGAGGAUGAAAUUAGCACGGUGGAGUCACUGCAAUUUGAUUUCGGCACUAUCAGAGCAGCAACGGAUAACUUCUCUGAUUCCCGAAAGCUUGGACAAGGCGGUUUUGGUGCUGUUUACAUGGGCCGGCUCUCCAACGGACUGGACAUCGCAGUGAAACGACUGUCCAGUAAUUCCAGCCAAGGUGAAGUAGAAUUCAAGAACGAGGUCAUGUUACUAGCUAGGCUACAACAUAGGAACUUAGUCAGGCUCUUAGGUUUCUGUCUAGAAGGAAUCGAACGACUUCUCAUUUACGAAUUUCUGCCCAAUUCGAGCCUGGAUCAGAUCAUAAUCGAUCCUGUGAAGCGUGCGAAUCUAUUUUGGGAUAAGCGUCACAAGAUAAUAAUGGGUGUCGCUCGAGGGCUGCUUUACCUACAUGAAGACUCUCGACUUCGUAUCAUCCACCGAGACCUCAAAGCCAGUAACAUUUUAUUGGACUCGGAUAUGAAUCCUAAGAUAUCAGAUUUUGGUAUGGCGAGGAUGUUCGAUUUGAACCAAACUCAAGCCGAGACAAACCGAAUCGUGGGGACCUACGGAUAUAUGGCACCGGAAUAUGCGAUGCAUGGAAACUUCUCAGUCAAGUCAGAUGUGUAUAGUUUCGGAGUGCUAGUUUUGGAGAUUGUUAGUGGUCAGAGGAACAAUCUUUUUCGUAUGGGCGAUGACUCAGAGGUUUGGAAGAAUUGGAAAGAAGGAUCAAUAUCAAACAUUAUCGAUCCCCCUAUAACUUCUGGUUCAAGUAUCGAAAUUGAAAGGUGCAUCCACAUUGGUCUACUAUGUGUCCAAGAAAACUUGGCUCGCCGGCCAACAAUGAGAUCGGUCCUUCUCAUGCUUAACAGCCAUUCAGUCACUCUCCAAGUGCCCUUGAGACCUGCAUUCUUUAUGCAUGGUGGCAUAGAAUCUGAUAUGUCAUCCAUGCAGGAUUACAAUUCGAGGGUAUCUAUGAUUGAGAGAUCAAGCAGCAAGUCGAACCCGAUCUCGAAAAACGAGACUUCUAUGACCGAGCCAUAUCCACGGUAG
Eucalyptus grandis is the source of this 1995-nucleotide messenger RNA. Its product is annotated as putative receptor-like protein kinase At4g00960. NCBI's taxonomy places the organism in Eukaryota, Viridiplantae, Streptophyta, Magnoliopsida, Myrtales, Myrtaceae. The transcript has 7 exons. The record is from RefSeq and is a predicted model, not a curated record. Gene Ontology annotation, molecular function: ATP binding; protein kinase activity. Gene Ontology annotation, biological process: protein phosphorylation. The coding region runs from base 1 to 1995 and encodes 664 amino acids.